This is a messenger RNA of Nelumbo nucifera (sacred lotus), 693 nucleotides long. Lineage: Eukaryota; Viridiplantae; Streptophyta; Magnoliopsida; Proteales; Nelumbonaceae. The record is from RefSeq and is a predicted model, not a curated record.
AUGGCACGAAGGGUUAACCUUGAAACCCACCACAUUUUUAUCAGUAGGGGUGUUAUUUUCUAUAAGGACCAAUUUCCUUAUAAAGCUGGUCCAAUAACUUCUACCCAUCAUGGCUCACAUUCUGUUAUACCUCUCCCACUCAGUCCUUAUGAUGAUUGUGAUUAUCCUUUCCCACCCACUCAUAGUGAGCCUACAAUUGAUUCUUCUCCAUCCAUUACCCAUGACAACAACCCCACAGUCGAUUCUACUAUCAUUCCACUCAACACCAUAAUGAGCCAACCAUCUCGACCUCGAUGCUCGACUACGGUUCCAGCUGAGUUCAAUGACUACAUUUGUAAGCUUCCACCUUCCAUCUUUAGACUAAACCAUGUUGCCUUGGCCAUUGAACCAAAACCCUAUGAUCAAGCUGCUCAGGACCCUUGCUGGCGCCAAGCCAUGGCCGUUGAGAUAGCAGCUUUAGAGCGCAAUGAUACAUGGAAAAUUGCUCCUCUCCCUCCAAGCAAACAUCCUAUUGGUUCAAAAUGGGUGUGCAAAAUUAAAUACAAAUUUGAUGGUACCAUAGAGCGCUUCAAGGCGCGUCUUGUAGCAAAAGGUUAUUCUAAAGUUGAAAGUCUUGAUUACCAUGAUACCUUUGCUCCUGUGGCAAAAUUAGCCACCCUCCGUUGUCUUCUUGCUGUGGCAGCAAUCAAAUGA